This is a messenger RNA of Caenorhabditis remanei, 312 nucleotides long. RefSeq lists its product as uncharacterized. The transcript is spliced from 2 exons. The record is from RefSeq and is a predicted model, not a curated record. The coding region runs from base 1 to 312 and encodes 103 amino acids. Lineage: Eukaryota; Metazoa; Nematoda; Chromadorea; Rhabditida; Rhabditidae.
AUGCCCAACUACUCCGAGUCAUGUCCAACCGUGCGAUCAUUGCUCUCUGAAAUUGUAGCCGCCUCCCACUCACUCUCUGCUUCAAUCUACCAGCUGAAAUCCAGCAGUUUCGUGUAUAAUGCAGAACAACUCAGUAUUGAACUUCCACAGGUGUUCACCUCCUUGAUCUCAUUCGUCUCAAAACUCGACACGCCCACAAUGAGUGCAAAUAUGUCGACACCAUCGCGCAAAACGAGCCUAAUCUCAUCCUCGUACUCCCAAUUGCUCGCCAACCUCAACGUACUCAAUCGUGCAAUUUCUUCGUCUGUCUGA